Molecule: messenger RNA, 549 nt
Organism: Felis catus (domestic cat)
Lineage: Eukaryota; Metazoa; Chordata; Mammalia; Carnivora; Felidae
Gene: DEFB135
Product: defensin beta 135
Exons: 2
Coding region: 182-409 (75 amino acids)
Biological process (GO): innate immune response
Cellular component (GO): extracellular region
Source: RefSeq, a predicted model, not a curated record
UUUCAUGGUGAGAUGUCAUGUUCAAAGUCAGCCCUUUAGUUUAUUGGACUGCUCAGUGGAGCAAGGAGAUGUUCUUGUUCCUGAAAGGUUCACUAGCCAUGCAGCUCCCCAUGUCUAGAGAACUACAUAUAGAGUGACUGUCCUUUGCCUUCCAGUUGUCCCUUUGUUGAUUGGUUCAGCAAUGAAGAGCUUACUCUUGGUCCUUGUGGUCCUUGUCUUGCUCUCCUGUGUUCCACCAGUUAGAAGUGGAGCGAAUACAUAUGUGAGAACAGCAUUUUCUACAUGCUGGGGAGGAAAAGGUGUUUGCAGGAAAUUAUGUGGAGGAAAUGAAGACUAUCACAUUUUUUGUGAUGUUAGACGUCUGUGCUGCGUUAACAAAAAGCUUUUAGAUGUACGGGUUAGAAGAUAAUUGUGAGUAUCUGAGGCUCCUGCUGACUUCCUCUGGGACCCAGAUCCUUUUCAAUUGUGCUAUCCUAAUAAAAUGAUGGUUUUAGUCCUUCUGUGUUUCAAUGUCUGCUUUGUUUCUCUACCUUUAGAGGCAUUCAGUGU